AUGAUAAUGAGAAAUGGAGGAUGAACCUGCGAAUGAUAUUCUGAAGGACAAAACAAGCACAGUCCUGCAUCAAUGAGAAAGAUGUGGGUGUUUAUAUCUGUGACGUUACUCACAUGCUUCAAAGAUUCUCUCCCCCAUUUGAAUGUUUGUGGGCGUCGACAUUUAAGUGCUCGUAUUGUGGGCGGGGAGGAUGCACCUAAGGAGGCGUGGCCAUGGACAGUUAGUCUUCACAGCCCCAGAUAUGAAGGUCAUUUUUGCGGUGGUUCCUUGAUCAGCAGUGAGUGGGUGCUUUCGGCUGCUCACUGCUUCUCCAGUGUCAUCACGUCAAGUGUGCUCGUGUACUUGGGAAGAAGGACGCAACAGGGAGUUCAUGACCAUGAAGUCAACAGAACAAUCAGCGAGCUCUUCAUUCACCCGUACUACAGCAGCGACAACUACAACAAUGACAUCGCUCUCCUGCAUCUGUCCGCUUCAGUCAGCUUUAACAAAUAUAUUAGACCUGUGUGUUUAGCAGCAGAAAACAGCAGCUUUCCUUCAGGCACCAGCAGCUGGAUCACAGGCUGGGGACAAACAGCAGCUGGAGUGAAUUUGUCUCAUCCCGGGACUCUGCAGCAGACUGUGGUUCCAGUGGUAAUUAAUUCAGAUUGUAAUAAUCUGCUUGGUGCCUUCAUUACAGACAACAUGAUGUGUGCUGGUUUACUGCAGGGUGGAAAAGACACCUGCCAGGGGGACUCUGGUGGUCCGAUGGUCAGUCAGCAGUGUUCAGUGUGGGUUCAGUCUGGGAUCAUCAGCAGAGGUCAUGACUGUGGUCAACCCUAUGAGCCUGGAGUUUACACACGCGUAUCCCAGUAUCAGAACUGGAUCAUGAGCUGCAUCAACCAGAAUCUUCCAGGAUUCAUCACCUUCAACCCUCUGAACUCAUGCUUCUCUGUCAGCCAAAGUUGCACAGUAGGCUCCUGCAGUCUUGGAGGGCACAUUUCUCUGCCCAAUUUGCAUGUGCCUCCGACCUCACCACCCUUGAUGGUGAAGCAGCCAGGGGGUAAGAGUCGAUUCCCCAGACUGAGAGUGACAUUGCGGGCGCGCGUGGUGCCUCUUCCUGGUGGAGUCAGCCUCGUCUCCUGUGGAAGGUGUGUUAGUUAUCUGCCUCCUUCGGAGCUAGAGCCCACACAGCCGCGGGCCAGGUUGCUUCCACCCUGCAUGCUAGGGCCACCUACCAGUGCUACCAAGCACAGGCGCACAAGGGUGGUUCCGACCCAGCCUUGUUAUGAGCCCCGCACCGCAACUGACAGCUCUACAGACCACAAGUCCGCUGCGUGUGCCCUGGAAAGGAUGAUGGCCACGUUUUGCCUUCUUAACUUACCCAUAUCGCAGGCUGGCCUGUUCAGCGACACGUCGGUGGAUUCACUCAGGAAUUCACGGCGGUGCAGUCGGAUGCAAUGGGCUGAGUCAUCUAUUGGCGAGGAUCGGUGCACUUCGCCAGUGGCUCGCGAGAUCUGGGAGGACAUGCCCCAGCGCUCCCUGGAUCAGCCCUCCCACUCCGUGCUGCCCCACUGCUGGUACAUCAGCAAUCGUAGUGAUGAAGCCAUUAGCGAAGGCUCUGCCUGCCUGGUUAGCGCAGGCCAGCCCUUGCCCAGCCUGGCAGUACAAGUCCUUCCCUUCGGGCUCUCUCUGUCUCCGUGGGUUUUCACCAAGCUCGCCGAGGUGAAGAUGUGGAGGAAAACCUGUGUGAUUUUGCUCCUGGUGAUGUGUGUCAGAGAUUCACUUUCUCAACCAGAUGUUUGUGGACGUCCAAACCCCAAUUUUAACCCUCGUAUUGUGGGUGGUGUGAAUGCAGUUGAGGGCGCGUGGCCGUGGAUGGUCAGUCUGCGUAGGAGUGGUGGUCAUUUUUGUGGCGGCUCCCUCAUCAACAAUCAAUGGGUGCUGACAGCAGCUCACUGCAUCACUGGUGAAACCACAUCCAGCAUGCAUGUGUACUUGGGAAAGUGGAGACGUUAUGAAACUGAUCACAAUGAAAUCACCAGAACUGUCAGAGACAUCAUUCCACAUCCCUCCUACGAUAACAGAACUAAUGAUAAUGACAUCGCUCUGCUGCAGCUGUCAGCUACAGUUCAAUAUACUGACUACAUUAAACCCAUAUGUCUAGCAGACGAAAACAGCAACUUCCCUCCUGGCACCAGGAGCUGGGUCACAGGCUGGGGCCGUAUUGGCGUUUCGGGCACAGGUGGUAUAAUAGGCCGAACCACAGUGUCUGUUCCUUUACCUCAUCCUGGGAUUCUGCAAGAGGUUGAGCUUAAAGUGUACAGUAAUGAAAAAUGCAGUAAACGUUGUCAGGGACCCAUCACCCCCAACAUGAUUUGUGCUGGUACACAAAGUGGAGGCAAAGGAACCUUUUAUGGGGACUCUGGUGGUCCACUGGUGAGUAAGCAGUGUUCAGUGUGGGUUCAGGCUGGUGUUGUCAGUCAUGGUUAUGGAUGCGCACAGCCCAAGAUUCCUGGUGUGUUCAUGCGCGUCUCAGAGUAUAAACAAUGGAUUACAGACAAUAUUGGUAGAAACCUGCCUGGAUUUGUCCUCUUUGACCCAAGAUGUUCUCUUCGCAAAGUUCUCGAUAAAGUCUUCUGCUGUUUUGGAUAACAAAAGCUGCUGCACUGAUUACGUAUAUUGAUGCUCUGGUUAAUGUUCUGGAAGAUGGAGGAUCCUCAUCAAGGCUUUACCUGCACACCUGCCUGUCACACUUCCUGUCUGCUGUCUGUGAAACUCUUCUGGCCAGUGUUGAUCCGGAAACUCUUAAAUUUCUGUGGAAUUACAAAUAUAAAACAGCUCUUGGUGCAAAAAAAGCUUUUAAAAAGUACAACAUAAUGUGACAUCUUCUGUUAAACUGUUGAUGAAUUAUGAAAAUUGCAAUAUGGAAGAUUACACAUGAUUGAUUGAAACAUGUUAGAAAGAGGGCUUGGCUUUG
This is a messenger RNA of Danio aesculapii, 2956 nucleotides long. RefSeq lists its product as uncharacterized. The record is from RefSeq and is a predicted model, not a curated record. NCBI's taxonomy places the organism in Eukaryota, Metazoa, Chordata, Actinopteri, Cypriniformes, Danionidae. The coding region runs from base 73 to 2631 and encodes 852 amino acids. The transcript is spliced from 15 exons. Gene Ontology annotation, biological process: proteolysis. Gene Ontology annotation, molecular function: serine-type endopeptidase activity.